UUCUCCCCUCCUCCCUUCAGCUCGUCCCUCCCUCCUCUUCCUUUUUCUUUCUCAUCCCCGCUUACCCACCUCCUCUCACACCUCAUCCUUUCUUCUAAUUCCAGAAGAAGGCCCAGGAAGAGGUCUUUGUUUAAACUGCUACAGCUCUUCAGACCCCUAAUACCCCUCCCCCCGCCUCAAGAUGGUUCAGUCAUCGGUUCUGGGCUUCCCGCGUAUGGGAGUCCUUCGGGACCUCAAGAAGGCUAACGAGGCCUACUGGGCCGACAAGAUUUCCCAAGAUGACCUCCUCGCUGAGGCCAAGAGGCUCCGUCUCGCCCACUGGAAGAUCCAGAAGGAUGCCGGUGUCGACAUCAUCCCCUCCAAUGACUUUGCAUUCUACGACCACGUCCUCGACCACAUCCAGCUUUUCAAUGCCGUCCCCGAACGGUACACCAAGCAGAAGCUGUCGCCACUCGAUGAGUACUUCGCCAUGGGCCGUGGCCACCAAAAGGGCGGUGUGGACGUCCCUGCCCUUGAGAUGGUCAAGUGGUUCGACUCGAACUACCACUAUGUCAAACCCACGCUCCAGGAUAACCAGACCUUCUCCCUUGCCAAGGACCCGAAGCCCGUCCGGGAGUUCCUCGAGGCGAAGGAGGCCGGCUUCCAGACCCGCCCUGUCCUGCUCGGUCCUGUCUCCUUCCUUGCCCUCGGCAAGGCUGACCGUGGCUCUUCUGUCGACCCCAUCACUCUCCUUGACAAGCUUGUGCCUGUCUACAUCGAGCUCCUGAAGGCCCUCAAGGCUGCUGGCGCCGAGAGCGUCCAGAUCGACGAGCCUGUCCUCGUCUUCGAUCUCCGUGACGAGAUCAAGAAGGCCUUCAAGCCUGCCUACGAGGCCAUCGGCGCCCAGGGCAGCGCUCUUCCGUCCAUCAUCGUCGCCACUUACUUCGGUGACAUCGUCCACAACUUUGACGUCCUCCCGGCGUUUGCCAACCUUCAGGGCCUCCACGUCGACCUCGUCCGCAACCCCGAGCAGCUUGAGCCUGUUAUCAAGCAGCUCGGCCCCAAGCAGAUCCUAUCUGCCGGUGUUGUUGACGGCAGGAACAUCUGGAAGAACGAUUUCCAGAAGUCCCUCGCCCUCCUGCAGACCGCCGUCAAGGCGCUUGGUCCUGACCGCGUCAUUGUUGCCACCUCCAGCUCCCUCCUCCAUACCCCCCACACCCUCGCCAGCGAGAAGAAGCUUCCCGCUGAUGUCUACGAGUGGUUCUCCUUUGCCUGCGAGAAGGUCAAGGAGGUUGCCAUCCUCGCCAAGGCUGUGACUGACCCUGAGUCUGUCCGCUCGGAGCUUGAUGCCAACGCUGCCGCCAUGAAGUCGCGCGCCGAGUCGACCCGCACCAAUGACCCCAAGGUCAAGGAGCGCCAGGCUCAGGUGACGGAUGAGAUGCACAACCGCAAGUCUCCUUUCGAUACUCGGUAUGCUCAGCAGAAGAAGCACUUGAGCCUUCCCCUGUUCCCUACCACCACCAUCGGAUCUUUCCCUCAGACUAGCGAGAUCCGUGUGCAGCGGAACAAGUUCACCAAGGGUGAGAUCACCGAGCAGCAAUACGACGACUUCAUCAAGAAGGAGAUCGACCUUGCCAUCCAGAUUCAGGAUGAGCUCGGCCUUGACGUCUAUGUCCACGGCGAGCCUGAGCGUAACGACAUGGUCCAGUACUUUGGCGAGCGCCUCCAGGGCUACGUCUUCACUACGCACGCGUGGGUGCAGUCCUACGGCUCUCGCUGCGUCCGUCCCCCCAUCAUUGUCGGCGAUAUCUCCCGCCCGGCUCCCAUGACCGUCAAGGAGUCCAAGUAUGCUGCCUCGGUCUCCAAGAAGCCCAUGAAGGGCAUGCUUACUGGUCCCGUGACGUGCCUGCGGUGGUCCUUCCCCCGCGUCGACGUCCACCAGUCCGUCCAGUGCCAGCAGCUCGCUUUGGCGCUCCGUGACGAGGUUGUCGACCUCGAGAAGAACGGCAUCUUCGUCAUCCAGGUCGACGAGCCUGCCCUCCGUGAGGGUCUUCCUCUGCGGAAGGGCUCUGAGCGCGACGCAUACCUCAAGUGGGCCGUCAACAGCUUCAAGCUGGCCACCGCCGGCGUCGAGGACUCGACGCAGAUCCACUCCCACUUCUGCUACUCGGAGUUCCAGGACUUCUUCCACGCCAUUGCUGCGCUGGAUGCCGAUGUUCUGUCCAUCGAGAACUCCAAGUCCGAUGCCAAGCUCCUCAAGGUUUUCGUCGACGAGGCCUACCCCCGCCACAUCGGCCCUGGCGUCUAUGAUAUCCACAGCCCUCGUGUUCCUCCCCUCGAGGAGUUCAAGCAGCGCAUCCAGGAGAUGCUCCCGUAUCUCCGCCCUGAGCAACUCUGGAUCAACCCCGACUGCGGUCUCAAGACGCGCAAGUGGGAUGAGGUCAAGGGCGCGCUCACCCACAUGGUGAAUGCUGCCAAGUACUUCCGUGAGCAGUACACCAAGGCCUAAAUUGCCUCGGCGCAAAGCUCACAUGGCCUUCGUCGCUUUUAACGAUUGCCGAAAACAAUGCUUUUCCGGAUUUCUUUUCAACAGCAUGAUUCAGCAUUUCGGGGUCUUCUAGCGGGUUAUAAAAUGGGAUAACGAUAGAUGAUACCCCGAUCGCGCCAUUCUCAACUCGGCGUUGGUAGGUCAAAAACAA
Chaetomium strumarium is the source of this 2678-nucleotide messenger RNA. Its product is annotated as cobalamin-independent synthase. The transcript has 4 exons. Gene Ontology annotation, molecular function: zinc ion binding; 5-methyltetrahydropteroyltriglutamate-homocysteine S-methyltransferase activity. The coding region runs from base 182 to 2488 and encodes 768 amino acids. NCBI's taxonomy places the organism in Eukaryota, Fungi, Ascomycota, Sordariomycetes, Sordariales, Chaetomiaceae. The record is from RefSeq and is a predicted model, not a curated record.